Maniola jurtina (meadow brown) is the source of this 8009-nucleotide messenger RNA. RefSeq lists its product as uncharacterized. The record is from RefSeq and is a predicted model, not a curated record. The coding region runs from base 333 to 3815 and encodes 1160 amino acids. Lineage: Eukaryota; Metazoa; Arthropoda; Insecta; Lepidoptera; Nymphalidae. The transcript has 22 exons.
ACAAAGAAAAAAAGCAAAAUCGAGCCGGAGAAGAUCGAGUCGAAAAUAUCGGUUUCAUUUUAAUUAUUUUUUACUUUUAUCUUCGAAAUCUCCGUUGAACCGUAUGCCGAGUCAAAUAUAGAACGAUGUUACCGCAUCGCAUCUCUUCUUAUAUAAGAAAUGCAUUCCAGUGACGCGACGUUCCCAUAGUUUUCUAAAUUGAUCAAAUGAAUGUAAAUAAUAAAACAAUAAGUGGUCGGUGUCAAGUGAUAUCUCCGCCCACAGCGCCCACUGCACUCAUUAUGCGAUUAGUGAAGUGUAUUUGAGGGGAAGUGGGUUGAAAGAGGGUUAAAAUGUCUGGAGAGGGCGAUCGGGCCUCUCGCCCUAACUCCUUGGUCCUCGAGACACCGGCGCCUGAGCGUGAGCCUCUGCGCUUCGACGUUCAGCUGGUGGGAGCCCCGCCGGAGGUCGAGCAACUUGUGAACAAUAUCAAGCAAGUCGCUGAAGACUUUCUUUACCACUGGAAAACUUUUCCUAUAGUGCUCCCCCAAUCAAGAUUCACAGGCCCUGGUAAUAGACCUUCAGAUAUCAUAAUCCCACCACCAUGUGAUGAACUGGAUGCAGCAGCUCUUGAUGCAGGCGUUGAACCCCAUCCCUUGACACCUAAGCAACUCCACUCAAUAAGGGAGAAAGGCGAGUUCGAGGUCCCGUCUCGCCAUUUUCCCGGUCAAACCCACGUAUGGCGAGUCGCUGGCUGGCUGCAACGUGGCAGAGUUCGAGCUAGAGAAGAGCUGUAUUGUCACGUGGCACGAGCUAUAGCGCUAGUUGUGGUGGUGUCGCGAGACCGACUGAUGAGAGACGAACCCUUGUCUUUGAUUGCUGGGGCCAAGGCGUUUAUGGAAGGACUGCAUAGAUUAAUGGAUCUCAUAUUUGGAAUGCCAUCGUUAGAAGCUCGUGAUCUCGAUAAGAAGAUACGUGAAGAACGUUCACGGUAUCUUGUAGCUGAACUAAUAUGUAAGCCAGAAAAUCAAGAGGACAUAACAGCUCUUGCAGCGUGGGUGACGCGCGGCAUGCGGCGCGCGGCUUCGGAGAAGACGGACGCGCGCGACACGCCGCGCGCCGCGCCCCGCGUGCCUUGCCUAUACACCACACCGCAAAGGACGCAGGUGGAUCUCCGCCUAUACAGACGGGAGCUGCUUCGUCGCGCAGCGCCUUUCCUUCAAACAAUCUUAGACCGAGAAUCCCGAGGGUGGUUUCUACACUUUAGGGAAAGGCGCGCGGCUUUGCUCGCCAGCCAGAAGAUGCCCAUGAAGGAUAUUGAGGAGGAAGUGAGUGCAGCAGCCAUGCGCGAGUACGUAUCGCGCGUGUGCAAUGCAGUUCUUAGUUGCGACCAGCUCGCGGCAUUGGGGCCCAUGAUACCGGAGCUUUUGGCCGCGCAGUUACGCGCUGCGGUUAUUGUCAACAGAGCGGAAGAAGGCGUCCGUCGAAAACUCGAGGCGGGUCUAGCCACAGCCGAAGCCCGCAUCCAAGCGGCGCACCCAAUCCUCUCCCGAGCCGAAGCCUGGAAGAAGGAGAAGCUGUCGUCAGCGGCUCACUCGCUGCGCAGUGAGCUGCGCUGGGCGGGCAUGGAGGACGCGGCCAACGCCAUGCAGGCGCACAAGCUGCAGCAACACCGGUACUUCCUGCUGAGGGAUCUCACCUUCCUGAGGGACCGGGAGCCUCUGCUCAUGAAGGAACUGCGCGCGGCAAAAACGCCAACCCGAGAAUUCUCCUGGGCAACCCGGAUUUGGUUACCACAAAACUGGGCCGUCAUACGUCACUUCCGGGGCCGCUCCGAACGAAUACCAACUGUGAUAAGCAGCAGGGCUACCAACAUAGUCACACCGCGAUCUGAUCCGUCCCAACCUGUGUUCCUGGCAGACCGGGAGAAAUUCAGAACAACUACGACGCGAUGGCCUGGCUGGCGGUUGCUCAACUUGGCUCACAGAACGUGGUGCUGGACGUGGAACAUGAUGUUUGUGCUGGGGGUGCUGGUUCCGUGGUGUUCGCCGCUGGCGUUGAGAACACUCCUUUGCGUUAAGCCUUUUGUGCCUGAUUUGGAGCUCUCACAGGUAAAUGGAACUCUAUUCCCAAAACGGAGUAGCGAAACACAGACAAUGUGGUCGUUACUCCUCAAACUGUGGCGACAUGUGUCCAAAGAGAGGACGCGGUUUGAGACUGAACCGGACACAGGACUUCUAGGGAAAGGUUUAAGCCGACAAGCGAAUCGAAUCUGGAACUACGGAGCGGUUGGUGGCUUGGGUUCACUAGCUUUACUACUGGUGUUCCCGCUAGUGGCGCUAGCGGCGAGUGUGCUGGCGCUAGCCGCUGCCAUCAGCGUGCCACUGUGGCUGCCCGCUAUGGCGCUUGGGCUGCACGCACUAAAUGCUUUGCUGUAUGAUCUGGACUGCCCCGACCCGCCGCGGCUCAACAGAUGGUUUGUGCUAUGUGAAGUAUUGAUCUGGCGCAUUGGCUUACUGGGAAUAGCUCAGCCGAUACUGGCCUUCGUGGUUGCGGUAUUCUUGUGUCCACUCUCCGCACUUAUAUUGCUUGUCGGCGGCGUGAGCUGGUGGGUGGUGCGCGGCGCGUGGGAGGCGCUGGCGUGGCGCGCGCUGAUCGUGCGCGCGGCGCGCGUGCCGGCGCACGACUCGCGCUACUGCCAUCGCGUGGCCGGGCCCGCGCUGCACUCCUUCGCUUCCUACCAGAUCACGGCUGCGCAAGCGUUGGCGGCGGUGUGCGCGCGGGGCGAGCUGGAAGCGUUGUCGCUGUGGGCGAGCGACAUCGAGGCGGCUAUCGAGCGGCCGCUGCGGGACUACGAGCAUUUCGUCGACGCGUGCUUCGGGCCCUUCUCUGUGCAGAUCGCUAAGACGGGCUCAUACAAGCAAGUGGAGAAAGAGUGCGGGGAGUUAGUGUGGUCGGCGAGGGAGAAACUGUCGGCCAGGCGGCGCGACCUCGCCUUGCCGCUCAGCGAUGCGGCGCGCGCGCGCGUGCGCAUGCUGCCGCAGGAGCUCAGGAAAGCAGUGCACGCGUCGGCCGUCGAGCUGGCGCGAAUGUGGGGCGAGGCGGCGCGCGGGGAGGAGUGGUGGUCGGCUCGCGGACUGGAGCCGGGCGACUGGCAUGCGCUAGCUGCCAAUACCCUGGUUGAGGUUUUCGACGCGGAGAUCCUAGUAGCGUUAGAGGAAGGGGAAGCUAGAGUGGCGUUGGAGUCGGGGGCAAGUGCGGCGCGGUGGCGUGACCUCACUGCGAAGCACCCGGCGCCGCCCGACGUCAUCGCGGAAAGAGAUGACUGGAAACCUGCCCCGGGAGUGUGGGGCGACUGGAGCGGCACGCCGGCGCCGCGCGUGCCGCCGCCAUGUUUGGACGUGGCGGCGUUCAACCCGCGCGCGCAGCCGCACCCGCCGCUGCCCUCGCCCGCCGUCGUCGCGCUAGUACUGCACAACAGGGAGUCGGAUAAUCCUGUGCCCUUGGAUUCGGAGCUUUGUGCUGAAAUUUUGAAGAGCUUAGAAGAUGCGCCCGAUUGUGAUGAUAGGAGAGACGGCGUGGAGAGGUACCGCGGCGGAGGUAGCGAAGCCACGAGCGAAACCAGUGGCUCCGACACAGCGGAGGACGACGCGUCGCGCGUGCUGCCGCCCGCCGCCGCCACGCCUGACUCCGCGCUCUGCAGAAUAUCGCCCAGUACAGAAAGAGCCGCCUGUAGGUGGACGCUCACCGGGAGAGGGGUUCGAUUAAGAGCGGACCUGGCCAGUCCUGAAGACGUGUCGCUCGACACCGACAGACACGUCGGCACAUCGGUUUGAAGCCUUAUUAUACACGCAGUAGGGUCGAGAUUGCUACUACGAGAUUAGCUGACGUACGUCCUUUGUAACCGCAACGAAUUUUGGUCGUACGGGAAAAUAUUAUACAUUGUUAAAACCCUGAAAUUCCAAAGAAAGUACGCUCUUUAGAUCUCAGCCUUAGGGAACGACCAAAUUGUAAUACUAUAACAAAUUAUCGAAUAAUUAUUUCCACCUUAUUGGGGGUGUUAUAUAGAUUAUCAUUAAAAUAUGCUUAAUAAGAAUUAAUGUGUCUAUAUAAAUUAUUUCGAAUGUAUCGUAAUAGUCUAUUCUGUAAAAUUAUGGAAAAAAAUACAAGCUUACUUAGCUCGCGUUAGAUACUGAAUUUAUUUAUUUGAAAUAAUUAAAUAAUUACUAUAAUAAUAAAUCCGUAUACAUAUGCGCAAUAACAAUGCAUUGAAUCACGUAUUUAUACGCACGCGAUAGUUGCCAUGGCAACUGAAUCAACGCCAAAAGAACUUGAACCCAGAGCCGUAAAGCCUCUAAAAUACUUGCUAUUACAACGGAAUGAAAAUCUAUUCGCACUCAGCGUGAGAUCUAUAGAGCGCGCUCUGCCUUUGCUUAGACUUAAGACAGAGUUAAAACGAGACAGAGCUAUAUCUCUCACAUAAAUCUGUCUCGUUUUAACUCAAUCUUAAGUCAGAGCAAAGUCAAAGUGCGCUUUAUAGAUUUCAGCCUCAGACGAGGUCAUUGCAAUACCCAAACACACUCAUUUGAAUCUCGAAUUCUAUAUCCCACGAUAUUUUACCGUACGUCCAAAAUCGGUGUGACUAUAAGAGCCGUUACAGCGUUAGAAUAUGAGCCGAUAACGACCUCAUUUAAAAAUAAACUGUAUGCUUUGUAAGUUAAGGUCGAAAAACGUCUGUAACCAAAGUUAAUUAUCGUAUUAUUUCAUUAAGAGUCCAAAUAUUAUAGUCUUAAGACCUAAAAACAUUCGAGCCCCGCCUAAAAGCUCUCUAAAACUGAAGUUCGAUUGUAAAUUUUUGCGUAAACAAAACUUAUCACUGAACACGGCCUGAAGUCAAUUUAUAUGGCAAAUCUGCAGGCCUAGUAUUAAAGUAAGCAUAAAAGUAAAAGUGGUAUACUUACUAUUAAUUAUUUAUUAUUAUUAACUCCAGUAAAGGUUUAUUUACCCAAAAAUUUACACUCUGAGUAUAUACUCUAUUUUAUUUAAUAAUAAUAAUUUAUUAAGUCUAUUAUAUUUUUACAGUUAAUUUAAGUUUCGAAAUGAAUAAUGUUCUUCAAUAAUGACUAGACAGCCUAAACUUUUUUAGUUUAAGCAUCGUUAGUUUUUAGUUUAUAGAUACUUUAGUGGAAACAUCAUAAAAAGAUGGCGAGUUACAAAAUCAUUUGGAAAAUAAUCUUAUUCAAGAAAGGCCUACAUAAAACACGAGUUUGAGAGUCAAAAUCGUUACAUAAACGAUAUAUGCCGUCUUGUUCCUAGAAAGCGAUAACUCUAAAAAGAAAUUUUUAAGCUAUCGCCAAGAAUAAGUAACUGAUAUUUCCAAAAAGUUUAUUACGUAAAACCAAGACUUUUUGUUAGUUUUUAGUUUUGUUUUAUGUAGCAUACUUUUCUAAAAAAAUGAGUUUUUCAGAAUUACCUCUUUUUUAAGCGAUAACUUGAAAAUUACUUUUUUGGGGUUAGCCGCUUUGCAGCAAAAGGAUGGCAGAAAAUAUAGUAGUUUUUAAGAAAAAUUGUGACCAACACACAUACCUAAACAAACAAUUAAAUACCUACAGGGCAAAUACUCUUUUGAGGUUGGUUAUAACCACAGAAUUCAGAAUAAGUAUAGAUGGAGCAUGAGUUUGUCGCGCAGAUGACUAGUAAAGCAUCAGCAUGCAUUCUUUUAAAUACAGUCGUAUUUGUAUAGCGUAUAGGGUUUAUUUACAUUGCUUUGGAGGCUUGCAAUAUUUGUAGAUUGUAGGCGAAAAUAUUUUUGCACUAGAUUUUGCAAAGUUACUCUGGAUAGGUAACUCAAAGAUUUUGUAUGUAAAUCUUUGAAUCCGUGUAACUUUAAAUCAUUUUUACAAAAAUGUAGAAAAUAUACAUAGAUAUUUAUUUCUAGAACGUGCCCUCAAAAUUUCAAUAAGUUUGAUUGGUUACUAUACAAAUGAGAACUAAUAAACUAUGUUAGUUUGGAACGCGCUACGAAUAAAUUCCUCUUAAAUAACUGUAGAUACCAUUUCUAUAUUGAAUUCUGUGGUUAAAACUGACUAUCGAGGGCAGCUAUUACAUUGACUGGUCAAUUCAAAAAAUGCAUUAUUGUACAUUAGGUACGUACUAUAAGAUAAAUGUAAGCUUCGAAUGAAAUCACAUGCAAUAAUUUUAAGCCUUUCAAACUUAAGUACUGUACCUGGCCUAUUGACCUUUAGAAAGAGAAUCGGCUCAGCUUCAUGGAUGGAACGCUUUUCUGGCAUCAAUGUUCUCCUUCACUUUUAAUAUACUUAGGUUUAUUCAAGACAAGAGUGAAUAGGCAUCUUCUAGGCAAGCGCGCUCCAUCUUAAGCUGCAUAUCACUUGCCAGCAAGUCAGUUGCAACCGAGCGCUAAUCUAUAAAUUAAAAAAGUUUUGUCGCUGACUUGUCCGUCUCAACCACAGAGACAAGCUACAAUCACAAGAGAGAUCUACAAAGCUAAAGUUGCCAAUUAUCUCUUUCUAAAGGCGGAAAUAUACUAGCGUGUCGUGUGGUGUCGAGACGCGUCAGACGCAUAUCGGUUUCAUACAUUUAAUACGGUGAGAGAAAGACGACACAACGCGUCAUGGCAUGGCACUCAAAUGUGUCUCUAACCAUACCAAAUUUAUGUAACAGAUAUGCUUCGUGUAUAGAAGCACGAGUUAUAUAAGGAACUAAAAGCUUAAUUUGCUGUAAUCUGUUUAAAUAGACAAAUCUGUAUGGUGUAUGCAGCAUUAUGCACCGCCGGUCCUCCCACUGCUAAACAUGUAGGAAAAGCCAGCCCCCAAAGCAAGCAAUUCGCACCACUACCACGCAGCACCAUACAAACCCCCAAAACACAUAUGACGCACGUUUCGCUCCUACAAUGGAGCAUCUUCAGAAAAUGUAGACCUUACAAUUCACAAUUAAGAUACGUAUAUGCUUCUGACGCGUCGCAACACAACACUACAACGCUAGUAUAUUUACUGCCCGGUACUAUAAAAUUCAAAUCGCCUAUGCCUUAAAGAAUUAUUAAGUUUAUAGAUCGAAUAAGUUCUCGUCGCUAGAUUUAAAACUGCGUUUAUCACACUCAUUCGACCGACGUCGUCGAUCAGCGUAGAUCGAUUUAUGUGGUGGCUUUGACCGAUCGAUGGAUACCGGUCGAUAAAACCAUCGAUCCAUCAUUGAUCGAUGGUGUAGGAAACCGCCUACUCAUUUCUUUUGUCUCGAGUACCUAAGCUUCUUUAUCUAUCGAUCGUCGUUCGCUGUCAAAUCCAUAAUUAUCGAUCAGAUCGAAUAAUCUCAUUCUCUUGUCGAUGGAUAGCUUCGAUCGAGUGGAUAUGGUAACAUUCUUAGUGUAAUCAUGUAAUUUAUUGAAACAACGUUGAAUAUUUCCAAUAAUGGAAAAACUUGAAUGUCCGUAUGAAAUAAGGUUGAAUAACUUAGUCUUAAGCGAUUGAAAUUGAUUUGACAAAAUUGACGAUAAACAAUAAGUGAAUUUUAUUUUUAAGUGCACUAACUGUUUCGUCCCGAAGUAUUUAAAGCAUUUAUAAGUAAUUAAACUAGAUUUUUACUUUUAUAUUUUGUGUCAGUAACAGUUUUGAAUUGUAAAUCUUCUAAGGCUGGUUUUACAGUGACGCUUACCGUCCGCGCGGGUGGUAAGCGUGCGGGUGGUAAGCGCGGUGGCCGAAUCGCCGUCAGCGCGGGCCAUCCGCGCGACUAUGUAACGAUCCAAGAGACGCAAAGCUCGUGGCCCGCAACGCUUACCAACCGCGCUGGCGAAAGCGUCACUGUAAAACCACACUAUAUAUUGAUCAUAAAAAAGUGCUGUCCAAACUUGCUAUUUCGUCCGAAAUAUCAAAAGCAUUUAUUUAAAGUAAUAGCGCAAACACAUUAAUUACUGUGUUAUGUCGUGAUGCGACAGAAGGCGAUCGAAAUCAGAUUUUAUGAACCUGUACUGAAUAUUUCUCUACUUAGUUCUUUCCUAAAACAUUAUGAAUUUAAUU